Molecule: messenger RNA, 1273 nt
Organism: Stylophora pistillata
Lineage: Eukaryota; Metazoa; Cnidaria; Anthozoa; Scleractinia; Pocilloporidae
Molecular function (GO): protein binding
Source: RefSeq, a predicted model, not a curated record
UUUGAGUAGAUACACUGGCAUGACUACCUUCCUUGGAACUGCUCAUUUGAUAACCUUUAUACUGUUCAUAAAUUGUGCGCAAGGAAACUUCACUGUUCCCGUACCUCGGAAACCAGUGCUUUAUGCCUAUGGUUGGCCAAAUGCUAAUAAAGUGAUAGCUUCUGUGAAAACCAUAAGCAUAGAAGGAAUAGUCAGCUAUGACUUGUUUUUGGAAGUUGGUUAUUGUCCGGAUGAUUCAUUCAACCCCAGUGGGAAGUGUUCUUCAAAUGUCACAGGUUUUACUCCAGUUGACAAAUGCCAUCAUGUAGAAAAUGACUCAAGUUCAUCGACUGGAAAGGUUCUUCAGUGCACUGUUUGUAACAACUCCAAAAAGUGUGAAUCGUGGGGUUUGUUUUCAAGGAAUAAAGUCAUCUGCGCAUACUUAGAGGUGACCACUCUAAAUGGCACUGUCUGUUCUUCUUGUUCUUGCAGAGCCUAUAGUGAUAUUCUUGUUAUCCUUCCAGCAAAAAGUCUACAACUUCUUCCAGUCUCACAGAGAGAAUUAACAGUUCUGUGGGAAAGGCCAGAAGAAAUGGAGAGCCCUAUACUCACCUAUAAAUUGAUUCUUCGUGACCACUCGGGGAAAUGCCAAGGGAACAUUGAGGAUGUGGAUGACCAGGUUCAAGGGAAUCAGACGAGAAAUACAUAUAGCUUUACUAAUUUAAUGCCAUGGUCGAGCUAUUCAGUGAUUGUCUGUUCGUUCCUGCUGGGGGGAAACUUAGUAAAUGAGACAACAUGCACCUGUGGUGACCACCGCCAUCAACCUAAAGGGCCAGUCUUCAACAAGACAUUACCUGAAGAACCAACUGAACGUCCAGAUAUACAGCCAUGUCAGGCACAAUGCAGCGAGACAAACUUUACUGUCACGUUAACAUGGAAGGCAGGGAACAUGUUUAUAUGGAAUGGUAUUCCUGAAAAGUCUGUCAUCAGAAUAUACCAAAGAAAUUCUUCAUCCCAAAGCUUAGAGGAAAUGUACCAAAACACAUCACAUAAUAUUGGGAAUCUCAUAAAGACAGUCCAUGUUCCUCUGGAGCCUAAUUACAAUGGGUCGUUGAUGAGAUAUUCUGUCAGCAAUCUCAACAGCAAACAGACUUACUUCUCUAAGGUGCAGUUGUGUUCAAAUGGAGGUUGUGGCCCCCCAAGUGCAAUGGCAGUACUAAGCUGCAAUUAUUGCGAAUUGUUGGGACCUUUAUCAACAGGUAAUGGCCAUAAGAACUAGUCAACCUGUGUAAGG